AAUCUUUUAAGACUUAUAAAAUUUCAAUUAAUUUAAAUGAAUCAGUUUCUAAAUUAAAAAUUAGUGAUGAUAAUAAAAAUAGCAUUGAUAGUAAUGAUAAUAAUGAUAAUGAUAAUAAUGAUAAUGAUAAUACUAGUAAUAAUAAUUAUAGUAAUUAUAAUAAUAGCUAUAAUAAUGAUAACAGUGAAGUUGUUAGUGAUAGAAGUGAUUAA
Messenger RNA from Funneliformis caledonium, 212 nucleotides. NCBI's taxonomy places the organism in Eukaryota, Fungi, Glomeromycota, Glomeromycetes, Glomerales, Glomeraceae. The record is from the annotation of a GenBank genome assembly.